AUGAUAUCAAGAGACGAGCAGUUGGAGAGCGGCGUGCGGCUGACGGUGGAACCCAGCGAUGCCGUCGCCGCCCCUGGGGAGCGGCUGAUGCUGGCCUGCGGGGCCCCGUCUCCGGCAAGGGUCACCUGGAGGCACAGCGCCAACGCGCCGCCCACGCGCGACCACACGCUGUCCACUUCGGACUCUUUCAGGAAACAACUCGCAAACGGUUCGCUAGUUAUCGAGAGUAUGUCGACGACGCUGGCAGGGCAGUACCAGUGCGUCGCAACCCAGGAUGGUGUGGGCACCAUCGUGUCAAGAAUAGCCACUGUCUUCCUAGCCGAGCUACCGGAGAUCGUGGAGACCGUAAGGACGGUGUCUGGAUCGCUUGGCGCCGGUGCGCUGCUGCCGUGCGCGCUUAGGGCUCCGCCCCGGCUGGCGCUGCGGGUGGCGCCGGCCGCGCCCGAGAGGAGAGUUUACGGCGCCGCCGGCAAGACGCACACACAGCCCCCGCUCCUUAAACUCAACGUGACAUGGCUGAAGAACGGCUCUCCGGUGCGCAUGGAGUCUGCGCGCAUCUCGCUCACGCCCAGCGGAGCGCUGGAGCUGGAGCCGCUGCGCCCCCACGACGCGGCCCAGUACCGUUGCCUGGUGGCGUUGGCCCACGCGCCGGCUAAGCACGUUGCGGGGCCUGAAAUCGACCUUCGGAUCAACACCGACCUGUCGAACGUGGAGACACCGCCACGGUUCAUAGCGGUGCCGCAACCAGUUACCGUGAUCGAAGGCGCUUCGGUGACGUUCGACUGCGCAGCGGUGGGCAACCCGAAGCCAGAGAUGAUUUGGCUCAACAACGGUGUGGCAAUCGAUCUGAACGACCUGGACUCGCGCUUCUACCUGGUGGGGUCUGGCUCGCUGCGGGUGCAGUCCGCGCGCGCCCUGGACGCCGGCGUAUACACCUGCCGCGCCCACAACCGCCUGGACUCCACGGACCACUCCACGCAGCUCCAAGUGCUGGUAACGUAUCUCUCCCGCGAAAGGGAGCCGAAAGUGUCGGCUCUCUUCCGCGAAGUGACGGCGCCGCGCGUGACGCUCCCCGGCGGCGCAGUGGCGCGCGCGCAUCCGCGCGGUGACGUCACGCUGCGCUGCGAGGCGCGCGGCCGGCCCCCGCCCGCCGUCGCCUGGCUCAAGGACGGCGAGCCGCUCAACCCCAACAGCCGCGACAUCGCGCUCCUCGACGGCACGUCGCUGCGCAUCCAGGGCGUGCUGCGCGUGGACGCGGGCAUGUUCCAGUGCGCGGCCAACUCGGCGGCUGGCAGCGCGGUGGCCGCCCUGAGGCUGCUGGUGCUGCCGCCGGCGGACGACGCCAAACAAACCCGCAACCCUAACCCCAACCCUAACCCUUCCUCGCACUUCCCGAACUCCACUCACGACAUCUUCGAUAGCCUCCUCUCCGGCGGGCCAGAUCCGACCUUGGAUCCAAUGCCGGAGGACCUAGAUUUCCUCGGCGAGACCUCGUCCGCGUACACGUCCGGGCCGGACGUCGAGUACGACGAAACUGACGCUGACGAUUCCUUUCACGCUACCGAAGGCCUGGACCUGGACGAGCUCGGGCAGGGCAACGCGACAGUGGUCUCUGCGCCGAGGGCCCUAAGGGCGGUUAUCGUGAAGCACCGAUUCGUGACGCUCAGCUGGGAGGAGCCAGAGGUUAGACUCGAGGAGGUCACCGGUUACGCUGUCGUCUACAAGGUCAAGGGAAGUGAACGCGAACGCAUCGCCAGGGGCAACCCGCAGCGGCACGAGAUGAACGUCGCCUCGCUCCAGCCUAACACCACUUACCAGUUCACCGUUAUGGCCUUCACCCAGCACUCGCACUCGCCAACUUCGGAGAUGAUCGAAGCAACCACCGCAGAGGAAGAGCUGACGUAUGGUCCUCCGCUGGACGUGCACGUGGAGGCCCUGGGGCCACACAGCGCACGCGUCUGGUGGGCCCCGCCCACGCAGACGCACAACGGGCUCGCAUCGGCGGCCCCGCCCACCAGAUACGCGGUCUACUACACCGACGAGGAGACGGGGCGCGAGCUGACGCAGUGGGCGGAGGGCACCUCUGCGACCCUCAGCGGGCUGAGGGCCGCCGCCGCGUACCGGGUGCGCGUGGCGGCGGCGGGGGGCGCCCCCGCGCCCGAGCUGCGCGCGCGCACGCCGCAGGACGCGCCCGCCGCGCCCCCCGCCAACGUCACGGCCGUGCCCAGCGGCGCCACGGUACUCAUUCACACUUUUCCCUCCCCCUUGCUGUACAGGGUGUCCCGGAUUUCGACGAAAAAC
Molecule: messenger RNA, 2301 nt
Organism: Iphiclides podalirius (scarce swallowtail)
Lineage: Eukaryota; Metazoa; Arthropoda; Insecta; Lepidoptera; Papilionidae
Source: the annotation of a GenBank genome assembly